AUAGCAAGAUCUGUGUGUAUUUGGAGUUAUCUUUUUGGGAUUUCUACUGCAUUUUUUUGGUUUGUUUCUGCUUGUUUCUUUUCUGUUUUUUAAGCAGGAAUUAGCUUUCUUUCUGCUUUAACAUUAUAAAAUUUCUGAACUUUCAACUGAGGUUUCAUGGAGACUGAACAAGAUCUGUGUAAUUGGAGUUCUCUCUUUGUUAUUUUUACUGCAUUUUAGCUUAUUUUGGUUGGGGUUUUCUUGAGCUUUUGCUUCUUCAUUCUUGAGAACUAAAAAAUGGAAAAAAGAAAGGUUUUUUUGCUUACCCUUUUGAUUAAUCUUGCAUAAUCUUAACUCUUAGCAACAAAAAAAAAAGGAAAAAGAAAGGAUUUUUUGCUUGCCUUUUUGAUUAAUCUUGCAUAAUCUUCACUCUUAGCAACAAAUAAAUGGAAAAAAGAAAGGAUUUUUUGCUUACCCUUUUGAUUAAUCUUGCAUAAUCUUCACUCUUAGCAACAAAAAAAUGGAAAAAAGAAAGGAUUUUUUGCUUACCCUUUUGAUUAAUCUUGCAUAAUCUACACUCUUAGCAACAAAUAAAUGGAAAAAAGAAAGGAUUUUUUGCUUACCCUUUUGAUUAAUCUUGCAUAAUCUUCACUCUUAGCAACAAAAAAAUGGAAAAAAGAAAGGAUUUUUUGCUUACCCUUUUGAUUAAUCUUGCAUAAUCUUAACUCUUAGCAACAAAAAGAAAAGGAAAAGGGAAGGAUUUUUUGUUUACCCUUUUGAUUAAUCUUGCAUAAUUUUAAUAAUUAGUUCAUAUACACGAAUUAUUGAGUAGUCAAAUGAAAUUGGGGUCCUAAUCAAACUAAUGGGCAUGGAAGGUUCUUGUAGUUAUAACUUAUAGUCGGUCGAGGGUCUAUCGGAAACAAAGUCUCUUAUAUUCACAAGUUUCCUUCAACUCCAGAGAUAAUGAAUCGUUGGGUUGGGUCAAUAUUUCUAUGCAUUAUCAGCACAUUGCUUCUGACGAGCUGGUUGGUGGCGGCGGAGGGGGAGACAUGCUCGGGGAUAGUACCAAUGCAAUAUCGAAAUGAUAAGAUAUCGAUAUUGGACUUUGGAGGUGUAGGUGAUGGGCGGACAUUGAAUACAAAAGCGUUUAAAGAAGCAAUCUUUAGAAUUCAACACUUGAAGAGGAAGGGUGGAACUUUGCUUUACAUACCUGCUGGUGUAUAUUUGACUGGCCCAUUUGAUCUUACUAGUCGAAUGACUCUUUAUUUGGCCCGCGGUGCUGUUAUCAAAGCCACUCAGGAUCCCAGUCAAUGGCCAUUAGUUGAUCCAUUGCCUUCAUAUGGGAGAGGAAGAGAGCGACCUGGUGCAAGGUAUAUGAGCUUACUCCAUGGAGACGGGCUCCAUGAUGUGAUAAUCACAGGUGAGAAUGGUACUAUUGAUGGCCAGGGUGAUGUUUGGUGGAAUAUGUGGAGGCAAAGAACUCUUCAGUUUACACGACCUCAUCUCGUUGAACUAAUGAACUCCAGAGGCAUACUCAUUUCUAAUGUCAUUUUCAAGAACUCUCCCUUUUGGAAUAUCCACCCUGUUUAUUGCAGCAAUGUUGUUAUUCGAUAUGUCACCAUAUUGGCUCCAGCUGAUUCACCAAAUACCGAUGGAAUUGAUCCAGACUCAAGCUCCAAUGUCUGCAUUGAAGAUUCCUAUAUUUCAGUAGGGGAUGAUCUAGUAGCUGUAAAGAGUGGCUGGGAUCAAUAUGGAAUUGCUUAUGGUCGCCCUAGUCAUGGCAUAACCAUCCGAAGGAUAACUGGAUCUUCUCCAUUUGCUGGAAUUGCAGUUGGAAGUGAAACCUCUGGUGGCGUAGUGGACGUUUUAGCUGAGCAUAUUAGUCUUUUCAAUAUGGGAGUUGGUAUUCACAUUAAGACAAACGUUGGCCGAGGAGGGAUGAUCAGAAACAUUACGGUCUCAAAUGUCUACAUGGAAAAUGCACGGACAGGGAUUAAGAUUGCAGGUGAUGUUGGGGAUCAUCCAGAUGAAAAUUUCAAUCCAAAUGCUCUUCCAGUUGUUAAGGGUAUCAAGAUUAAGGAUGUUUGGGGUGAAAAGGUUUUGCAGGCUGGUUUGAUUCACGGUUUGAAGAAUUCCCCUUUCUCUGGGAUUUGUCUCUCCAAUAUCAACCUUCGUGGUAACCCCGGCCCACGAAAUUCCAUUUGGAAAUGCUCAGAUGUUAGCGGAGCUGCCAUUCAAGUCAGCCCUUUUCCUUGUGCAGAACUCACCAGCAGCCAAAAAACUGGCCUCCAGGAAAUACAUGUGCAAAGUCAUCAUCAUCAUCUUCAGAAGGUAUCAUAUCAUUACCAUAAGGGAUCUGAUCAUCAAGGUGUCUUGACUGUGUUCUUGGCUUCAGGUUGUCUGCAUGAUGGAAAUGAUGGUGGUCGCAUAAUCGCGAAGGACGCCUAGAUCUAUCCGGAAAGUGGCGGUUGAUUGAAUGAAGCCGAACAAGCGUCAAAGGUAAUACCUUAUUCUUUUUGUCCCUAGAUUCAGGAAUGUGAUCUUCAUUGUCUUGAACAUGUUGAGUUUCUUUGUCAAUCUGGUUUGUGGUCGGGGUGGCAUCGAAUUCUGGAAGUUUGAUGUUAAUGAUAUCGUUUUCUUGUUGCGUUACUGGUGUUCGAGCAAAUGAAAAGGCGAAAAAAAGGAAGAAAAUAGCAAUGGAGAGUUUGUCCAUUGUGUAAAUUUGGUUUAAUAGAACAAAGUCUAUUUCUCUGAAGACAAAAGAAUGAUGUUUAUGGAUAUAUAUAUAUAUAGAAGGAUUAAUUA
Molecule: messenger RNA, 2784 nt
Organism: Solanum lycopersicum (tomato)
Lineage: Eukaryota; Viridiplantae; Streptophyta; Magnoliopsida; Solanales; Solanaceae
Product: probable polygalacturonase
Biological process (GO): carbohydrate metabolic process
Molecular function (GO): polygalacturonase activity
Source: RefSeq, a predicted model, not a curated record